Messenger RNA from Puccinia triticina, 1380 nucleotides. RefSeq lists its product as uncharacterized. The transcript is spliced from 2 exons. Lineage: Eukaryota; Fungi; Basidiomycota; Pucciniomycetes; Pucciniales; Pucciniaceae. Bases 1 to 1380 code for a protein of 459 amino acids. The record is from RefSeq and is a predicted model, not a curated record.
AUGCCUCACUACGCCGUCGAGGGACCGAGUGGAUCGGAGGAGGCUGGCCAUUCCCCGCUCAUCCGGUCCAAUUCGACAGAUCCCCAUUCAUCCAACCCGGCCACUUCCCGGCAGCAAGACCCGGUCGCCCCGCCUCAAUCCGGAAACAAUCAGCCAAACACCCACGACGUCCGCCCGGUUGACCGUCGCGAGUUUCAGCGCCUUCAAGCUUCCGUGGACCGGAUGAUGACGCUCAUGGAAACGAUGUCCAUGUCGCAGCACAACGCCUCUUCGGACGCCGUUCCCGCACACCCUCAACCUCCGCCCGCGCAACAAACCCAAUCUGAUCCCCAUCAUCGACCACUUUUCUUUCCCCCUCAUCAACAAACCCAAUCCUUUUCCUCCCACCGCCCCUUUCCCCAAUCUUUCCACCAUGCUCCUCAUCUCUUCCCUCCCAACCCCCAACAACAAUCCAACAACACCCCGCAGUUUCGUUCUCAUCCGGCAGCCCAACUCCCACCGACGGCCCACGUACCACCGACGGCCCAGGCUCGUCGACCAGCUGCAUCCGCUCCUCAGCAGGCUUACGAGCAUCAGCUGGUCGCGGAACCGCCGAAGCUUGAGGAUAUCUGGUUCACGGGCGACUCGGUCCAUCUUCUCCAUUUUCUGCGUUUGGUUCGAAACUUUUUGCGAAUCAACCUGCAUUUUCAGUCCGACUCGCGGCGGAUAGCCUGGAUCGCACAGCAUUUUGGUCACCCUCCCUCCCAUCAUAGCGCGAUUCCGGCGCCUUCCAUCAACUGGUACAACUCAUUGAUUAUCGAAAACUCUCGGCGGCAGGGGGUGUACGGCAUAUAUGAAGAUCAUCACGGCAUACCUUUCCGCCAUGAAAAGCUGGUGAAGAUGCAGUUGGCCUGGAAGGCGGCAGACCAGGCCGACCGCUUGGCCUUGCUCCCUCCGGCGCCCGGAUUCGGCGGCGCCCCCGAACUGCCCUCUUCCGCUCGGUUGCCACCCUCUCAAGUUCCUCGCCAACAAGCCCCUUCCCACCGGCAAGCGCAUGGCCCCGAAGCGAUGGAAGCGGACGCAGCCAGGGCUGUCCCGGCGACCCCGGCCACUCGCGCGCUUCUGGAUGCGUGUCGAGCGCUGUGUCGUGCGCGAGGACGCUGCUUUCGGUGUCUUGCUCCCAGCGUCCCCGGAGCGCACACCGGCGCCGCCGACUGCCCUGAUCUCUUUGUCUCGGCCGCGCGUCGUCAGGCGUUUGUGGACGAAUGCCGCACCAACCCUGGCCACGCAUCUGUUGCGGCUAUCUCUGCCCCACCCGUGCUCCCAACGCCUCUCUCGUACACCGCUGCUUCCCCGACGAAUUUCUCCAUCCACGCGACAGCGCAUUCUCGGUCUCGAUGA